This is a messenger RNA of Rodentolepis nana, 885 nucleotides long. The record is from the annotation of a GenBank genome assembly. Lineage: Eukaryota; Metazoa; Platyhelminthes; Cestoda; Cyclophyllidea; Hymenolepididae.
AUGGUAAAAUCGAAUGAGAAGUAUGAAUUUACAAAAAAGCUUCUUAUGAGUUCUCAGACUCUAAAGGUUUUGGACUGCCACGAUGUGUCGGAGCAUCCGUCGUACGAAAUAGAGUUGAAAACAGAUUCUAAGUCGUGGAAGGUUACUGCUAUCCGUCUAGAGGAGAAGAAACGCUUUGUUUCCAUGUUUUGUCGUGCAGUGGCUAUUUAUCAACCUCAAGUUUAUCGGGAAAUUAUGCUGAAAAAUCUUCCUGAGGGAAUUGAAUUUUCUACAAGCACACCAGAAUCACUUGAAAUUUCAAUCAAUGAAUUUUGGGGUGAUCCAUCGUUCGUAUCUGAUAUUUCUGACGACUCUGCUGUUGGCCAAAAGAAGGGGGAUGGUUAUAACACCCUUACUGAUCGCGAGGAAUCCGAUUUGAAGAAAUUUUUUGAUGACACAUCUUCCGAAGACAUAUUUGAUGCUGAUUCUUUGAUGCAAAACCUUCAGAAAUACCUAUUUGAUGCGGAAGGCAGUAAUGUUCAUUUUAUUGUGGAAUCGGAGCAAAAAGUGGUAUCCUUAAUUAGCGCCUUGGAUAUGGCAUUAGAAGAAUUGGAUACUAUGGAAGCGAAGUUGGAUGUUUACCAUCAAUACAUUGCUGAUGUGGAAGAGUCCAUGUCAGGUCUUCAGGAUCGUGACCAACUGGCACAAAUCACUGGUGAUAAUCGUCGUCUCCUGCUAGAUACUCUUGAGCACAUUGUGGCGAGUCUUUCAGUAAACGCAGGUGUCCUGCGUACUUUGGAGGAGGAAGCGGACUUUCUGGAUAUUGAACGUUACAAAGAGGCGGCAUCUUGUCUGGAUGCUCUUUUCACAGCUGAACGAAUUCCUGGUAAGUUCAUUAUGUUUUAA